GCGCGAAAACCCUAGCUUACAGUUUGGCCAUGUCAAUUCCAGCGGAAUCGCCCUCUGAAGAAGAAUUUGAGAGAAGUAGUCAUCACCCUCCAGCUCCUUCCGAUGAGCUGUUUGAUAUAACAACCACAGUUGAUCCUAGUUAUAUAAUAUCCUUGAUCCGGAAGCUCCUUCCAGCAAAUGUGAAGCAUGGAGAGAUAUGCAAGAUAACCACAUCUUCUCCACCUGAGAAUGGAGGAGAUCAGAGCAGGUCUAUUGAUGAGUCUGAAACUACGGAGAACAUUGAAAAUUCUGUUGAACAACCAGUAGAUUACAGUUUCCAUUGUCAAAAUAAGCAUGAGGAUGUAGCAGCAGGAGAAGAGGCUUGGGAAGAGUUUGGCUGCAUUUUAUGGGAUCUAGCAGCUAGUAAAAAUCACGCUGAAUUCAUGGUUGAAAACUUUGUUCUUGAAGUGCUUUUGGCGACUCUGUUGGUCUCAAAAUCUGCACGGAUCACUGAAAUUAGCCUUGGUAUUAUUGGGAACCUAGCUUGCCAUGCUGUUCCGCGGAAAAAGAUCACUUCGACAAAUGGUCUGAUUGGAGCAGUAUUGCAACAGUUGUUUCUAGAUGACACGCCAUGUCUCACUGAAGCAUGCCGGCUGGUAACUUUAUUUCUUCCAAGCGAUGAAAGUGUUCUUUUGGCGGAAGCACUGCAAUCGGAACAUAUUUUAUGCCGUAUUUUGUGGAUUGUAGAGAACACUUUGAACAUCCAGCUUCUUGAGAAGAGCAUUAGUCUUCUCUUAGCAAUGGCUGAAAGUAAGCAGGAUGUGGUUGCUAUAUUGCUACCACCACUGAUAAAGUUAGGCCUCCCACGGAUUCUGGUUGAUCUCCUAUCUUUCGAGUUAAGCAAGUUAAUGGAGGAAAGAUCACCUGAAAGAUAUUCCAUUCUGGAUUUAAUUCUUCAGACUGUUGAAGCUCUUUCUGUCAAUGAUGAUUAUUCACAAGAAAUCUGCUCAAACAAGGAACUCUUCCAACUACUUGUUCAAUUGAUCAAGCAUCCAGAUAAAGCUGAGUUUGCCAACUGUUGCGUUACUGCUUCAGUUUUGACAGCAAAUAUUCUGACUGAUGCAACUGAUCUGGCUUUAGAGAUAUCACAGGACUUGCUUUUCUUACAGGGUCUACUUGAUGUAUUUCCUUUUGCUUCUGAUGAUAUAGAAGCACAAAGUGCAAUUUGGAGCAUUCUUGCAAGGCUACUGGUUCGAAUUCAAAAAACUGAUAUGAGUCCUUCAUAUCUGCACCAGCAUGUCUCAAUUCUCACAAGCAAGUCAGAGGUGGUUGAGGAUGAGCUUCUUAACUACAAUGUUGAUGAUUCAAGUGAAGACCAUAGAAGUUCGACCAAAUUAGCAGCAAGAACAUUUGCUCUAAAAGGAAUAUUUGACAUUUUAAGUCGAUGGAAAACUCUUGAGGACCACUUGAAGGGAACUCUCUAUAUGGAGGGAUGCUAUGUGAAUGAAAGAGAGGUUGAUAAAAUGUUGCAUUACUGUUGCAAAUACACCAAGUCUACUGCAGAAGAACUCAUGAAUGAUUCAACUAUGGACUAAUCUUAACAUGAUGAUGUAAGAUGCAUGACCAUCUAUCAUUUAUCGGGGCAUCUCAGGGCAGUACAGCAAAAAGGAAAUCACCUCACUUCAGAAUACCAUCUGGAAGGAUCUGUGGAGAAUUUACAAGUGUUCGCUUGGUUGAGUGCCCUUGAGAAGCUCUUCUUCUCUCGUAAAUCAUGGUGCUGAUUGAUUGGAUGAGCCUUUGUCCCAGCUUGGUGUUUAGGUAUCUAACUGCGAGCUGUUUGGGAGUAAUCACUGAUGACUACAAGUAACUUAAGUAGCUUGAAAAAGCCAUUCCAUCCAACAAUGCUUUUAGAAGAAUACCAGAGCGUCGUGCAGCUUGCCUAAUUCUCUGUUUAGUUGUCCAUUCAGAUGCUUUACUUCGUUAUGAUUAGCGGCUAUCUAACAUCAAUAUCAUUAACAAGGUUACACCUAUGAUGAAAUUGGGCAGAACACUGCUGGUUGAAUGUUCUCACAUCCCAAUUUUGCCGCAUGGUGCUUUGUCGUAUGGAUUGCUCUUUGGUGGAAACAAAAAACCAUGAGUUUGCUGUCAAGCAUUCUUUUUCUGUUGCAUGUACAUUCACUUGAUUUAUCCUUGCCAGGCUUAAAGCUUGUUCUCUAUUCAUCUAUGAGAAGGAAAUGAUUUUACACUUGUUCAUUUGUACCUGGCAGAAUCUUGGACUUGUUGGUGGGACUCUGGAAAGAACGGUUAGCUUUGUUCUGUGAAAUAAA
Molecule: messenger RNA, 2306 nt
Organism: Lycium ferocissimum
Lineage: Eukaryota; Viridiplantae; Streptophyta; Magnoliopsida; Solanales; Solanaceae
Exons: 11
Coding region: 30-1574 (514 amino acids)
Source: RefSeq, a predicted model, not a curated record